AUGGCGGGAUCGCAAUUACUACCUUUAGAACUUAUCGAUAAAUGUAUUGGCUCAAGAAUUCAUAUCAUCAUGAAAAGUGAUAAGGAAGUCGUGGGUACCUUAUUAGGCUUUGAUGACUUUGUCAAUAUGGUAUUAGAAGACGUCACGGAAUACGAGACGACCGCAGAUGGACGAAGGGUUACAAAACUCGAUCAGAUCCUGCUAAAUGGAAAUAAUAUUACUAUGAUGGUGCCUGGUGGAGAGUAUCCUUUCUAA
This is a messenger RNA of Trichoplax adhaerens, 255 nucleotides long. RefSeq lists its product as uncharacterized. Gene Ontology annotation, cellular component: U4/U6 x U5 tri-snRNP complex; U6 snRNP; Lsm1-7-Pat1 complex. The coding region runs from base 1 to 255 and encodes 84 amino acids. The record is from RefSeq and is a predicted model, not a curated record. Gene Ontology annotation, molecular function: RNA binding. Lineage: Eukaryota; Metazoa; Placozoa; Uniplacotomia; Trichoplacea; Trichoplacidae. Gene Ontology annotation, biological process: mRNA splicing, via spliceosome. The transcript has 5 exons.